GCCGCCACGGACACCCGGUGUUCAUCUCCCGCCCCCGCCACGGACACCCGGUGUUCAUUUCGGUCCGGCGCCACGGACACCCGGUAUUCACCUCCCGCCGGCGCCACGGACACCCGGUACUCAAUUCCCGCCGGCGCCACGGACACCCGGUACUCAAUUCCCGCCGGGGCCACUGAGGUCCGGUAUUCACCUCCGUUCGGCGCCGCGGACACCCGGUAUUCAUUUCGGUCCGGGGCCACUGACAUCCGCUGUUCACCUCCCGCCGUGGCCACAGACACCCGGUGCUCACCUCCCGCCUUGGCCACAGAUGCCCGGUGCUCACCUCCCGCCGGGGCCACGGACACCCGGUGCUCACCUCCCGCCGCGGUCCUCCGCACGGUCAUGAAACCUGUGGUCGUGGUCCACGGUGGCGGAGCCAGCAACUUCUCCUCGGAGCGCAAGGAGCGCGUGCGCCAGGGCAUCAUCCGCGCCGCCAAGAUGGGCUACAAGAUCCUCAGGGACGGGGGCAGCGCCGUGGACGCCGUGGAAUGCGCCGUGGCCAUCCUGGAAAACGACCCCGAGUUCAACGCAGGUUGUGGGUCUGUGCUGAACAUAAAUGGAGACAUUGAGAUGGAUGCCAGUAUCAUGGACGGGAAGGACCUGUCUUCAGGAGCAGUGUCGGCCGUGCGCUGUAUUGCCAACCCUGUGAAGCUCGCUCGGCUGGUUAUGGACAAGACACCUCAUUGCUUUCUGACUGACCAAGGGGCUGCAAAAUUCGCACAGGACAUGGGAGUCCAGCAAAUCCCCGUAGAAGAACUUAUAACCACAAGAAACAAAAAGCACCUGGAAAGAGAGAAGGAAGAGCUAGGUGCCCAGAAAGCAGACUGUGCAAAACACCUGGGAACUGUGGGUGCUGUUGCCAUGGACUGCAGAGGAAACCUGGCCUAUGCAACCUCUACUGGGGGCAUCGUGAAUAAAAUGGUUGGCCGAGUUGGAGACUCUCCAUGUAUAGGAUCUGGAGGUUACGCUGACAAUAACAUUGGAGCCAUUUCAACCACGGGGCAUGGAGAAAGCAUCCUGAAGGUGAAUCUGGCAAGACUCGCUCUCUUCCACGUAGAACAAGGAAAGUCAGUGGAGCAGGCUGCUGACCUGUCACUGGAGUACAUGAAGUCGAGAGUGAAAGGCUUAGGUGGCCUCAUCAUGAUCACCAAAACAGGAGAAUGGACAGCCAGAUGGACCUCCACCUCCAUGCCCUGGGCAGCCGCACAGGAUGGCAAGGUGUACGCCGGCAUCGACCUUAACGAGACCACCAUCACAGACAUGUGCUCUUGAAGACCAGGUUGUAGGUGCUAGCUCGGAGGUGAAGCUCAGCUGCGCAGUGUGGAGAUGUAGCUUGAUCAAUUAGAAGUAGACAUGGAAACCUCA
Molecule: messenger RNA, 1404 nt
Organism: Dipodomys ordii (Ord's kangaroo rat)
Lineage: Eukaryota; Metazoa; Chordata; Mammalia; Rodentia; Heteromyidae
Gene: Asrgl1
Product: asparaginase like 1
Exons: 7
Coding region: 382-1311 (309 amino acids)
Molecular function (GO): asparaginase activity
Source: RefSeq, a predicted model, not a curated record